GAGGUGGGAUUUUAGCUACCGUCCAUCUUCAGCUACAUUACAGUGAGCCAGCUUGUCGAAAAGAAAACACAAUUUGGAAGUAAAGAAGACUUUUUGGAAUUAGUUUUGGCUGUAUUUGAAAAAAGACAAACGAAAGCCCAUACCAUAGACGGAAUGUGGACAUUGUCGUAGUCAGAGCCAUGGCUGACAAGAGAAAACUUCAAGGUGAGAUCGACAGAUGUUUGAAAAAAGUAGCUGAAGGUGUGGAACAGUUUGAAGACAUCUGGCAAAAGCUCCAUAAUGCAGCCAAUGCAAACCAGAAGGAAAAAUACGAGGCUGACCUCAAGAAAGAGAUUAAAAAACUACAGCGACUGAGAGAUCAGAUAAAAACAUGGGUGGCCUCAAACGAGAUCAAAGACAAAAGGCAGCUAGUCGAAAACCGCAAACUAAUAGAGACGCAAAUGGAGCGGUUCAAGGUGGUGGAACGUGAAACAAAAACAAAAGCCUACUCGAAAGAAGGCUUGGGGCUCGCUCAGAAAGUGGAUCCAGCUCAGAGGGAAAAAGAGGAAACGGGCCUGUGGCUAACGUGUACGAUAGACACUCUCAAUAUGCAGGUGGAUCAGUUUGAAAGUGAGAUAGAAUCUCUUUCAGUUCAGACAAGAAAAAAGAAGGGCGACAAAGAUGAUCGCAUUGAGGAGCUCAAACGAAUGGUUGAAAGGCAUCGAUUCCACAUUCGCAUGUUGGAGACCAUUUUACGAAUGCUGGACAAUGACUCUAUAGUGGUGGAUUCAAUCCUGAAGAUCAAGGAUGAUGUUGAUUACUACAUCGACUCGUCUCAGGACCCGGACUUUGAGGAGAAUGAGUUCAUCUACGACGACUUAGACCUGGAUGACAUCCUCACCACCAACGGGGCGGGGUUGGGGCUCGGCUUGCUUGGUUCCAGCCCGGCCCACAACUCUUUGAGUGCGAGUAUUCUGAGUUUGGUUCCUGGGCAAAAUAUAGCCCCCGGUGCCUCUCAGCUGCCCCCGAGUUCUGUCAGCACGACACCCGGAGCACUUGGCAUGAUGGGAGGCAAUGGAGGGAAUGUUGGCGUGAAUGCUGCUCCUGCGCGACCACCAAGUGGCCUAAAGCAAAAUGGAAGCACAAGUUACAGUGCUGUAGUGGCAGAGAACUCGACAGAAUCAGCUCUAAGCACACCGAGCCAGUCACAAAGCAGCCAGCCCUCGUCUCUCAGUUCUUCAAACAGUCAGCCGAUGGACAACGGCUCCAGUUUAAUCAGCUCCAUCACCCUGCCUCCCAGCUCUCCGUCCCCCUCGUUCUCUGACAGCACACCCGGUGGAGGGAGUCUUCUCAACGGGCCCCACUCCUACACACAGGCCUCGGAGGCCCUCAAGGCCCCCGAGCCUCUCAGCUCUCUGAAGGCGAUGGCUGAGAGAGCAGCGCUGGGAUCCGGUCUGGAUGGAGAGAUCCCCAACCUGCACCUAACAGAGAGAGAUAUCUUCUCUAGUUCGUCUGCGGCGCCCGGCACACCUGCCGCCCCUCAGCCGUCCGUGUCGGAAGUCAGCAUUCCCCCCUCGCUAGGGGUCUGUCCCCUCGGCCCAACCCCCCUCCCCAAAGACCAGCUCUACCAGCAGGCCAUGCAGGAGUCAGCAUGGACGCACAUGCCCCACCCCUCGGACUCGGAGAGGAUCAGGCAAUACCUGAUGAGGAAUCCGUGUCCCACACUACCCUUCCACCAUCAGAUACCCCCGCACCACUCGGACUCCAUUGAGUUUUACCAGAGACUGUCCACAGAAACUCUCUUUUUCAUCUUCUACUACCUGGAGGGCACCAAGGCUCAGUAUCUGUCUGCCAAGGCUCUGAAGAAACAGUCAUGGAGGUUUCACACAAAGUACAUGAUGUGGUUCCAGAGGCACGAGGAGCCCAAGACUAUCACUGAUGAGUUUGAACAGGGCACUUACAUUUACUUUGACUAUGAGAAAUGGGGCCAGAGGAAGAAGGAGGGAUUCACCUUCGAGUACAGGUACCUGGAAGACAGAGACCUGCAGUGACGGACAAUGGGACACGAAAGGACAGAGAGACAAAACGUGCUGCUGUUGACAUUCCGAGACUGAACUUCAAACUGUGGAUAGAGAUUGUGAUGUGUAGUAGAAACCCUCUCCCAACAUGGAGACUGGCGUCUGUAUAGGCUGCAUCUCUACGUGGAGCCUUCACUCCUUCUGUAGCGCUUUGCUUUUGACAAAAAUGCCCUGUGGGUCUGAUCAAAUGCAUCGCGCUGCAAGAGAAGGCGGGCUCUCACUGGAGGUCUGCGUUUGGGCCCGUCUGUGUGCACACUCAGUAUGUGGCAUUAGGAAAGCCUACCCCAUGCAUGUUUCUCAUGUUUUAUUUUUCCGUUUCAACAAGAUUCUCUGUACCACCUACCCCACAUGAGCCUGGAAGCCUUUGACUUGACACAAAACAAACUGCCCAUAUUGUAUUUACUGUAAUUUGGUGGUUUAAAUGGGGAGGCACAGUGGACAUUUAGUCAUGGUGUGUAGGACGGACUUCUUUAAGACCCUACGCUGCCUGUUGAAUAUGGUCCCUAUUAGAGAUAGUGAGCGGUUAUCAAUAGUUUUUAUUGAUAUUGUCUUGGUCGAUUUAAACGCUGAUUGAGAGUGACCACAGGGCCUCUCCCUGUGACAGGGAAAGAGUCCUUAUUGGACAUGGAUUAAAUUGCUAUGCAAUUGAA
Molecule: messenger RNA, 2707 nt
Organism: Notothenia coriiceps (black rockcod)
Lineage: Eukaryota; Metazoa; Chordata; Actinopteri; Perciformes; Nototheniidae
Gene: cnot3a
Product: CCR4-NOT transcription complex, subunit 3a
Exons: 16
Coding region: 180-2030 (616 amino acids)
Biological process (GO): regulation of DNA-templated transcription
Cellular component (GO): CCR4-NOT core complex; nucleus
Source: RefSeq, a predicted model, not a curated record